Molecule: messenger RNA, 1914 nt
Organism: Megalops cyprinoides (Indo-Pacific tarpon)
Lineage: Eukaryota; Metazoa; Chordata; Actinopteri; Elopiformes; Megalopidae
Product: keratin, type I cytoskeletal 18-like
Exons: 8
Coding region: 86-1609 (507 amino acids)
Molecular function (GO): structural molecule activity
Source: RefSeq, a predicted model, not a curated record
ACAGCUCUCCACUCCUGCACAGGUGAGCGACCCGCACGGCUUGGUCCCUCUCUCUGCACACUCGGGCAGCCCAGCACCACUCACCAUGUCGUUUACCAUCAGAUCCACCGCCGGUCCGCGGAAUUUCUCCAGCCUGAGUUCCUCCAGCUCCCAGGCGCAAAGGGGCCUGCGAUCCAGCGCCGGCAGCAUGUUCGGGGGCGCCGGGGGGACAGGCGCUCGCAUCUCCAUGUCAAGUGCGCAAAGUGUUUCCAACACGCAGCGCCCGUAUUUCCAGGACAACAGUGGAGCUGUCGCGAAUUCUGCUGCAUUUAAUCCCGUUAAUAACGAAAAACAAACGAUGCAAGACCUCAACAGCCGCCUGGAUAAAUACGUGUCCAGAGUGCGCGAGCUGGAGGACUCCAACAGGAAACUGGAGGAGCAAAUUAAAGAAGCGUUGCUGAAAAAGGGAGCCGAUAACGGGAACGACUGGAGCGGCUACGACCAUCCAUUGAUGGAAGUUAGGAAGCAGAUCCGGGAAAUGGCCAGGUACAAUGCCCAACUUCUGCUGCAGAUCGACAACGCCAGACUGGCCGCCGACGACUUUAAAGUCAAGUAUGAAUCGGAGCAGGCCAUACGGCAGGGUGUGGAGCAGGACAUCGCGGGUUUGCGCAAGAUCAUUGACGACACUCAGCUGAGCCAAACGCAGCUGGAAAGCCAGCACGACUCCACCAUGGAGGAGCUGAACUUCCUCAAGGGGAACCAUGAGGAGGAAGUGGCAGGGCUUCGCACCCAGAUCACAGCUUCCGACGUCUCCGUGGAGAUGGACUCCCCCAAGGGACCCGACAUCAGCGAGAUCAUCGCCAAGAUUCGCGGGGAGUAUGAGAAGACCGCGCAGAAAAACCGUGAGGACACCGAUGCCUGGUACCAGAGCAAGUUUGACAGCCUGUCUGCGGAGGCCUCUCAGAACAGCGAGGAGCUGCAGUCCGGGAAGAACAACCUGUACGGCCUGAACCGACAGCAUCAGGCCCACCAGAUCGACCUGGAGGCCCUGCGCAACCUGAAGAGCUCGCUGGAAGGCACGCUGAAUGACACGGAGGGCCGCUACGCCGGCGAGAUGAACAAGCACAACCAGCGGCUGCUGGACCUGGAGGCGGAGCUGGCCCAGGUCCGCGCUCAGGUGGAGCGCCAGGGCCAGGACUACCAGUCGCUCUUCAACAUCAAGAUGAAGCUGGAGAGCGAGAUCGCCACCUACCAGAGCCUGCUGGAGGGCGGGCCCGACGACGACAGAGUGGAAUUUUCUUUAGAGCAGGCCUUGCAGGCAGUGCCACAGCCAGAAAAGCCUAAGGAGGUGAUGGUGCUCAACCGGGAGGUGGUGGAUGGAGAGGUGGUGUCCCAGACAAAGGUGGAGGUGCAGAUGGCCCCUCCCAAUGAUGCAGAGCAGCCAGAGGUGCAGGAGGAGCAGGAGAAACAGGAGGAGCAGGAAGAGGAGAAGGAAGACGAACAGGAGCAGGAGAAGGAGGAGGAGGAGGAGGAGCAGAAGGAAGAGGAGGAGGAGAAGGAAGAGGAGGCUCCACAGAGCCUCGCAGAAGAGGAAGAGCCACAGCAGAAUGAUGAAGCGCUCAGCGAGUGAGCAGCCUCUCCCCUCGGACGUCCACACUCCUCCCGCCUACCCCUCCUCUCUCUGUCACUCAGGAAAAUGCACCCUGUCUCUAACCUCUUUGCCAAUAAAAUGGUGGUUUACAAUCCAGCAGUUGCUGUUCUCUCAUUUGCCUGGGCAAUCACACAAACGUGGUUCUUUAAAAAAAAAACUCAGCAUGGUGGUGGUUGUGUGGCAGUGACUGGGUGUAAUAACUGCAGUUAUUACACUCAGAGCUGACAGCCAUCAGAACAGAUGUGCCACUGACGUCUCAGUGAUAAGGCAUAGGAAUAACACCU